Messenger RNA from Phodopus roborovskii (desert hamster), 5047 nucleotides. RefSeq names its product ankyrin repeat and SOCS box containing 7 (gene Asb7). The record is from RefSeq and is a predicted model, not a curated record. NCBI's taxonomy places the organism in Eukaryota, Metazoa, Chordata, Mammalia, Rodentia, Cricetidae. The transcript has 6 exons. Bases 790 to 1746 code for a protein of 318 amino acids. Gene Ontology annotation, molecular function: protein binding. Gene Ontology annotation, biological process: intracellular signal transduction.
CGGCUUGGAGCGCAGGCUCCAGUGCGGCAGCUGAUUGGUUGCCGAGGGCUUGGUCCCAUCCCAGUGACCCCAAAGUGCUGGAAGGAGGGGGCGGGGGUGGCCCAGUGCAAAGUGCAUCCCGAAAGCCCCCUUGUCGGGACACCCCGCUGCUGACACUUCGGACCCGGUACGAUUUGGGGUCUCCCUGUCUCCAGACCUCUUGAGUCCCUCGGUAGCUGGAAGCCUCCGGCCCGGCGCGCGGCAGACCCCUGGUCUGAGCCCCUGGACCGGGACUGCCCCCCCCCCCCCCAACCCGAGCCGGCACUUCCUCCCUGAACCCCUUCCCGGAGGCUGCUCCGAGACCAAGACCUCCACCUCCAGCUUGAUCGGCUGUCUGGAUGCUCUCUGGGCUGGGGCCGUGAAGCACCGAGGAGGAUCAGGAACACUGUGUCCGGCCCUGCCCGGGGUGUUUCUUCAAUGGAGAAGUUGGUGAAUGUGGUGGAGGCUGAAAGGAGGGAGACGAGCUGCAGCUGAGGAGACAGGUUUGAGCUGGCUGGAGGACACCCGAGAGCAGAAGGGGUCUGCCCACCCACCAGAGAAGCAAGACAGAGAGUGCUUUGGACGAGCAUCCUCUCUAAAGGUGAAGAAUACUCUUGCUCUGAGACCUGGAUACACUGGGAACCCUUCCACAUGAUGCUGCUUGUACACAAUGGUCAUUAGGCAACCUGUCUACCAAGAGAAGAGUCACUCUUCUGUAAGGCUGACUCCUUUGCCCUAAUGACUGGAUGGUGAAAAGCGGACUCUGCUAGGAUGUUACACCAUCACUGUCGGAGGAACCCUGAGCUCCAGGAAGAAUUGCAGAUUCAGGCUGCAGUAGCCGCCGGGGAUGUUCACACAGUACGAAAGAUGUUGGAGCAAGGCUACUCCCCAAAUGGCCGAGAUGCUAAUGGCUGGACCUUGCUCCAUUUCUCUGCUGCAAGAGGAAAGGAGAGAUGUGUUCGGGUAUUUCUAGAACAUGGAGCCGAUCCCACCGUUAAGGACUUGAUCGGAGGCUUCACCGCUCUGCAUUACGCAGCCAUGCACGGCCGGGCCCGGAUUGCACGCCUGAUGUUAGAGUCUGAGUACAGGAGUGACAUUAUUAAUGCAAAAAGCAACGAUGGCUGGACUCCUCUCCACGUGGCUGCUCACUACGGUAGGGACUCGUUUGUCCGUCUCCUUCUGGAGUUCAAGGCUGAGGUCGAUCCACUCAGUGAUAAAGGUACAACACCACUUCAGCUGGCCAUCAUCCGAGAGAGAUCAAGCUGCGUGAAAAUCCUCCUGGACCACAACGCCAACAUCGACAUUCAGAAUGGAUUUCUGUUGCGCUAUGCUGUGAUUAAAAGCAAUCACUCUUACUGCCGAAUGUUCCUUCAGAGAGGGGCAGACACAAACUUGGGGCGCCUAGAAGACGGACAGACUCCUUUGCACUUGUCUGCCCUUCGUGACGAUGUGCUCUGUGCACGGAUGUUGUAUAACUAUGGCGCGGACACGAACACAAGGAACUAUGAAGGUCAGACCCCACUGGCCGUUUCAAUAAGUAUUUCAGGAAGUAGUCGGCCGUGUUUGGAUUUCUUACAAGAAGUCACAAGACAACCCAGAACCCUGCAGGACCUGUGCCGAAUUAAAAUUCGACAGUGUAUAGGCCUUCAAAACCUGAAGCUGCUUGAUGAACUACCAAUUGCCAAGGUCAUGAAAGACUACUUAAAACACAAAUUUGAUGAUAUCUGAUGUACCUGGACUGUGAGCAAGAUUAAGAGUUAUUCCAGCUACUCAAAAGGCUUUGGGCCUUGCACAAAGUAUAUCCUAUGCAAUUUCUGAUUUGCUGUGAAGUCAGAAGGCGGCAGGUAUACACUUUUAGGUUUUUUGUUUGUUUGUUUUUCAUUUUAGGGGAGGGAUAUAUAUAUACAUAUAUAUAUGUAUACAUAUAUACAUAUAUAUGUGUGUGUGUACACACACACACACACACACACACACCACGCUUGAAGGUCUUAAUUCGAUUUCUUGGUCCAAGUCUAUGAGGUCCAAGCCUCUCUAUACAAUACUGCAUUUAGAAAAAUUAUUUUUCCUAAAUGCACAAACACAGGCAGGUUUGAUGCUCUGGUUUCACUGGUGAACGAGGUACUAGAAACCAGUAGAACACUUGUUAAGUUUGGAGGUCUCGGGUUCACCUAGGAGAUCCUAGGUGACGCUGGAAAAUUCCUUGCGAAGAAACUUGCAGUAAUGCUAUCACCUCAUUCAUUUUUAAUGAGUACAGAUGAGCUGUUUAAAAACUCUUUUUUUCCCUUCUAAUUAAUGUAGCUUUCCAAUGGGGGAAAAAAUUCCAGUACCUCUGCUUCCUUUUGGUGUGCGCUUAUUUUUAAAUUAUUUUUUUUAAACAGCUGUAGGACACUACCCUGAGACAUUGUGUUUUGAUUCUCUCUCUCUUGUUGAAUUGUGCUUUUAAAACAAAAUCAAUGGGGAAAGGAAUUAACUUUUUAAAACCAGCGUGUUCUGUUUUUAAAAACAGUGCCUCUUGCGCGGCUCUCUUUUGGUGUAGUCUCUCGGCCUCUCACGCUUCCCAUUCCUCGGUCGCCGACUUCCUCGUGCCCCCCCAGAGCAGGAACCGCCACCUUCCAUUCCCGAUGCACACCCAAAGUGUGUCACUUCAUCUUCCAUUUUUAAGCUUUCUGUUUCAUUUCAUUGAAGGAACAAAUUCUAUAUCCUGGUGAUACAGUGUUCCCUAGAAAUAGCCCAUAGUCUUGCUAAACCAUUUAAUUUUAAUGAUUAAAUAAUUUGGGGUGGUUUCAUGGUGUUUUUGUUUUUUGUUUGUUUUGUUUUUUUCUUCCUGGUAGUAUGUAUACAUAUCUCAUGGGCACUCUUAUGAGUCUGGCAAAUUGCUAAUAUGCUAAUUAAAUAUUUCCUGUCUGUUUUGAAGGUAGGUACAGUAAAGCUCUUCAAGGCAAAUAUUUGAUUUUUCUGGGCUGUUUGGUCAUGUGUGUGCAAGAGAGACCCAGAUGUGGAGAAGUGUCAGUAGCAAGGGAGAAGGUCCCGUAGGCACUAGGCAUCAGGGAUGUGCCCUCGGACACAUGCUCGCUGCUUCAUUCGUCAUUAUGUUAGUUUGAGGAGAGCCUCAGUGAUGAUGCCCCGAUGAUGUCAUUCUUAGUGCCAUGACAAAUUUUUUGAAUAUUUAUAACUGUUAAUAAAUUUGCUAUCAUAAGUUUGCAAGGUAAGGGCUUCUCCUUUCUUGUCAGAAUUGCCAGUUUGGGGGCAUUGAACAUAACUCUUUCACCACAAAGUGUGACUAAACAGAAUCCAGUUUCACCUACUUCAGGCCAGCAGUGCCAUCUUCUCAAGCCCAGAGUUUGUCUUGGCUGCAAAGUAGCUGUGGCGUCAGAGCAUGGAAUCUUCAUGUGCCUAAAUGGUACACAAAUUCCUGCACAGACAGCUUGGGCAAGAAAGAUGAUUCAGGCACUGGGUAGUGUGGCCCCAUAGACUCCUUCAGCAAGCUAGGGCACAUGUAGCCAGUUACAGCUGAUCCCUGAGUAGCUGGGAACACAGUGGAUAGGGAUGGUGUCUGUUGUGACCUUGUCUGAAAGGUUAUCUCCAUGGAGACUCCUGUGAAGACAGCUGAUCCCUGAGUAUCUGGGAACACAGUAGAUAGGGAUGGGUACCUGUUGUGACCUUGUCUGAAAGGUCAUCUCCAUGGAGACUCCUGUAAAGACAGCUGCAUAGCUGUCUUCUCAUUCUUUAUUCAGGACCCAGGUCAAGGCUGGAGACCCAUGAACAGCAGCAGCCUGGGGGACACAAGGUGACCAGAGUUCUUGAGUGUAACUUCUGUUAGAACCCAAGCCCAUCAUGGGAAGCGGUAGGAGGAGCCUGGAGGCUGCACUCUGAGCUGCCGUGUUGGUGUCCCAGUGGCACAGGACUCAUGGGUGUGUUAAUUUGUUCAGUGAGUUAAAAAUGACAUUCACUCCCAUGAGACUGAGUCAGGGAAUCCGAAGUAAAAAGAUCAUAUUAAGGAAAAUUCUUUGUUCUGUGUGCUGCUGUGACUUCAGAAAAAAAAAGAAAAAAAAAAUUAUGAGCGCUCUUCCUGGAAUUGAAAAUUCUAUUUAAUGAAGAAGUCUAUAAUUCCAUUAUUUAUUGUUUGAGGUUUGAUUUAUCUGGAAGUUAAAAGAAUGUUCUUUGUUUAUUAAUAGAACUGCAGUCAUACACUGUGUCUUGUGGUGACUGAAAGGCUGUAUAGCUCCUACUGUGACUGUGAUGACAUACAGGUCUGCACCUGAAUUUGAUUAUCAGAGAAGUGUUCUGUGGCCAUGAGGAGAGAAAAACAAGCAUUUUCAGAAACUCCGCCUAUUGGCUAUUCUAGAAUCUUGUCUCACAAUUCGCCACUGAUUCUUUUGUGUUUCUUUUGAAAUGUAUUAUUUAAUCCUAUUCCUAAAACUUUAUAAAAUGCAUUUGGCAAAGACACCAAAGAAACCAGCUCAUAAAAGAUUAUGAUCAUUAAUGAACUGCAAACCUCAUCUUUUGCAAACAAGGGUGUUUCUUUGUAAAUAUUUGUGUUUAUAAAUGUACAGCAGAGUAAGAGUGGUUUUUUAGAUUAUUUAAUUCCCAUAUUUCUAAACUAUUUACUACAGAAUAACCCGUGCUCAUUAGUUUGGAUGACUUGAUUGUUUUGGUUUUUUUUUUUUUUUUUUUAAUUCAUUAUCAGUCAUGCGUGGAACAACAUUUCGCUGGAGAAGUCAGCAUUCUGGCAGUGGCAGGAGUCACUUUUGGAGCAUGAGGGAGUCUAGAUUCACACCCUCGUAAGACACAAGAAAGUGUAGCUUAAUAACCAGAGUGGACCAUACGAAAGCGCUUCUAACUUCCCUACUGAAUCACUGGUUAGCCCAGGAUGGGAUUGGGACAAGGCCGUUUGCCCACAAAUUUAGCUUUCAUGUAACUCCCAGUGUGUUGUAUCAUAAUAUAUUCUGUUCUUUCUUUGUAAUGUAAGUUUUGCUUUGGGUCAAUUUGAAUUAAAAAAAAAAAAUCUUAAAUCUGGUUUAAAAAAACA